AUGGACGUCCCUGAGCCCGACCAGUCGCCCUUCACAGCUGUGUCCGCGCACACAUCUAGACUAACCCGACACUACCAAGCCUACCUCGAUGCCUGCACACCGUACACAACCUACCGUUGGGUUGGUUCCGGGGUGCUCUUGCUCCUCUUCUUCCUGCGCAUUUUCCUCGCGCAGGGCUGGUAUAUUGUCGCCUAUACCCUCGGCAUCUAUCUGCUGAACCUCUUCCUCGCUUUCCUGACUCCAAAGUUCGACCCCUCUCUCACCCAGGACGAGGGUCUUGAGGACGGUGAAGCUGGGUCCCCUAGCCUCCCGACUAAAAAGGAUGAGGAGUUCCGGCCCUUCAUCCGCCGUCUGCCCGAGUUCAAGUUCUGGCACUCGGCCACCCGCGCGAUCGCCAUUGGCUUCGUUUGCUCCUGGCUCGCUGUCUUCGACAUCCCCGUAUUCUGGCCGGUGCUGGUGGUUUACUGGUUCAUUCUGUUUGUGCUGACGAUGCGACGACAAAUCCAGCACAUGAUUAAGUACCGUUACGUGCCUUUCUCCUUCGGAAAGACGCGCACGGGCAUGAACAUGGAUAUGAACAUGCCUUUAGGAUUCUCAACCUCCACCCAAAUCACUAUCCUCUUCAGAGGUUGGACAACCACAACCGUGACGCAAUACAUCUUCACCCUGGCCUUUCUUUUCCUCCUCGCCAUCUUCAAUCGCUUCCUCGGCGCUCUCAAAUUCCAACUCGAACAAUCCUGGUCCCAGCAUGUCGCUUCCCCUCCAGCCCUGCUUCUCGCUCCAGUGAAUUCACGACAUGGCAUCCGAAAAGCAAAGCUCAGUCCUCUCCCGGACUACAUUCGCGUGCACGGGGAUGAGAACCUUGAGGAAGAGACCUUACUAGUUUUACAGAAAGAUAAUGACACACAAAGCAUGUCAGCGAGGCAUCUGAAAGGUGAUAGCCCUCGGAAGAGAACCUCACUGAAACGCUUGCUCCCGUCAUGGAAGGCUAGUGGAACGUGGAGUCUCCGGAAAGACGGGACACGUGCGGUCGGUGUCGCACAAUCAACUCAUGCUGAUAUUGACAGGAUGCUCUCCGUGAUGACAUUCAACGUUGGCGUCUUCGUGGCUGUGAUCUUGGGCAUCUUAGUGGGCGAACUACUUCUUGGGAGAUUCUCUCAGGGAACACCCGGCUGGCAGGAAGGGACUUGUCAUGGGUGA
Messenger RNA from Penicillium digitatum Pd1, 1200 nucleotides. Its product is annotated as Rer1 family protein. NCBI's taxonomy places the organism in Eukaryota, Fungi, Ascomycota, Eurotiomycetes, Eurotiales, Aspergillaceae. The record is from RefSeq and is a predicted model, not a curated record. Gene Ontology annotation, cellular component: Golgi membrane. Gene Ontology annotation, biological process: protein retention in ER lumen; retrograde vesicle-mediated transport, Golgi to endoplasmic reticulum.